CGUUCCGUUCAUGGCAUGGCAGUUUAGUUCUCAAAUUGAAGCACUUUAUAACCAAUAUCUUUCAUUUAAAUCUGUUGAAAUAAAUUUUAUCUUGUGUAAAAAUGGACGAAGAUAUGGUAUUCGAUCCAUCCCUCAAAAAAAAGAAGAAGAAAAAGACUGGAUUCGAUAUGGAAGCAGCACUCGCAGAACAAGAGAACACGAGUGCGGAGGCACCCGCCGAGACAGGUGACGUAGACGUGCCAGAAGAUGAUAACCUUGACUUAGACACUUUUGGAAAGAAAAAGAAGAAGAAAAAGAAGCCAUUCUUCAAUUUAGAGGAGAUUGAGAAUGCUUUGCCUGAAACCCCUCCUACCGAGGAGCCCGAACCCCAGGAGGAUGAAGUUAUUGACGAUUUAGAUUUAGACAUAGAUUUCUCUAAAAGCAAAAAGAAAAAAAAGAAGAAAAACGUAGAUGAACUACCAACAGAGGAUGAUGUCAAGGGUGAAGAUCAAGAGAAUGUUGAAGAUGUGCAUGGAGAUUGGAUUGGCAGUGAUCGUGAUUAUACAUAUGAUGAACUCCUAGAGCGCGUUUUCGACAUAAUGCGUGAAAAGAAUCCUAGUAUGGUUUCAGGUAAAAAGCAAAAGUUCAUAAUGAGACCACCACAGGUGGUAAGAAUUGGUACCAAGAAGACGUCUUUUGCAAACUUCACAGAGAUCUGUAAAACUUUGCAUCGGCAACCCAAACAUCUACUCGAUUUUUUAUUGGCUGAAUUGGGUACUAGUGGUUCUGUAGAUGGUAACAGCCAACUCAUUAUAAAAGGUAGAUUCCAGCAGAAGCAAAUAGAAAAUGUUCUUCGUCGAUACAUCAAGGAAUAUGUGACAUGUCACACAUGCCGUUCCCCUGAUACAAUCUUGCAAAAAGACACCAGAUUAUUUUUCUUGCAGUGUGAGACAUGUGGUUCACGUUGCUCUGUUGCCAGUAUUAAAUCUGGUUUUCAAGCGGUCACUGGAAAACGUGCAGCAAUUCGUGCAAAGACUGCAUAAAGUGUUAGUGCAUAGUGAUAAUCUAAUUUUACACUCAAGGAAUUGGGGUACAUGCAGUAACUAUAUUUUGUUUUAUUUUAUUAUUAAAUUCAAUGUUUUUCAUGGAAAUUUGGUGCUGAUGUUUGUAAAUGUGUUCAUUAUUGUGCAAUCAUUUCUAUUAAAGAUAAAAGGUAUUUCUUACCUUGUUGAGAUAAAUAAUAGGAACUAUGUUUCAAAUCUGCAUACUCAACAUACAAUGUGUUCAGUAAACUGGAUCCCAUUACCUUCAUUGUAAGCAUUAUAGUAGUUAAAUAUGACAUCUCAUAAUUUUUCUCAAGCAUAAAUUUCUAAUGUAGAUCUUUAUAAUUGUAAAAUAUUAUAUGCUCCAAUGGAUAGCUAGUUGGUUACAUGAAAUAUGAUAAUAUUUUAAACUGGAUGUACCCCACUGACCUGGUCCCAAUAUUUAUGUAUAGUUCACUUCUGUAUUAUUCUCAUCAUUGAUACACAAUGUUUUACAAAAAGUUGUUUUAUUUCAAACUAUUCACUAUUAAACUAGCCCUCACUUAAACUUAAUGCUUGUCAGUGACC
Messenger RNA from Chilo suppressalis (striped riceborer), 1589 nucleotides. The record is from the annotation of a GenBank genome assembly. NCBI's taxonomy places the organism in Eukaryota, Metazoa, Arthropoda, Insecta, Lepidoptera, Crambidae.